Messenger RNA from Acyrthosiphon pisum (pea aphid), 4923 nucleotides. RefSeq names its product sorting nexin 33-like protein SH3PX1 (gene SH3PX1). Gene Ontology annotation, cellular component: plasma membrane; cytoplasmic vesicle. The coding region runs from base 919 to 2961 and encodes 680 amino acids. Lineage: Eukaryota; Metazoa; Arthropoda; Insecta; Hemiptera; Aphididae. The transcript is spliced from 13 exons. Gene Ontology annotation, molecular function: protein binding; phosphatidylinositol binding. The record is from RefSeq and is a predicted model, not a curated record. Gene Ontology annotation, biological process: plasma membrane tubulation; endosomal transport; endocytosis.
GUCUGAUGCGUCCCGUGAUGGAUUCCGACGACAAUACCGUCGUUGCGAAUUGCGAUCAUUGUCCGCCCCCUUGUCGGCGGAGCCCACGACAUUGAUAACGCCCGUGGCGGCGAACGUUAUCAACGCAAUGCAACAACACAUAAGUGAUAGAACAAUAGUGUCCAUACAUUUACAUUACUAAUUACGGUCACUUCGUAGAAUAUCAUCAUCAUUAUUAUCAUCAUCGUUGUUAUUAUUUUAAUUGGAGAAUACAUUGUGCGAUAUAGAAUUAAUAAUAAUUCGUCGCCGGGAGUACACAACGCGCACUCUCACACACACGCACACGCAAGGCGACGACCAAUUGGAUCGAUUUUCGUGGCUCGUUUGUGUAACAGACUCGGACUCGGUGGUCACGUCAAGUGUUUUGAUAAUCGUGUCCUCGCAAACCGCCGCCGCACCCUCCUCCGCUACAGUUUGAUCUCUGUGUGUGAGCGCUCCCUUUGUUUGGCGCGCGUGUAUUUUUUUGCCGCCGACGCAGGACAAGCCGGUGUGGUUGCACAGGGACAUAAAGCUAAGAAGAAGAAUCGUCAUUUCGGUCCCUGUAAUUUUGGAUACGCUGAAAAGAAUUACUUAAGCAGGAAAUAAUAUAGGUAAGGGUUUUUUUCCACCUCCCUGGUAAAUUCGUCAAACAUUGGACAGUAACAGAGUAAUUUGCUCAAGACGACUACAGAUACUAUGAUCGUGAAUAUUAAAUAUUCCUAUGCUCAUCCUACGUACUACUAAGCCAUACCAUCCCAUUGGUGUCAACAGCAAACAUCAUGAUUGAACCCAUGAUAUCUUAAGUUGGUGAGCAAGUGCAGUAACCUAAAGCUUUUUACUUAACACACAGUAGCAGUAGCAUCUACGCACAUCUUCUAUACUACGAUCACUACUCCUAAAAUGAAGGUUUUAGUAUUGUAUGAUUUUGUGGGUGAACCCGGCUCAUCAGAACUGUCAGUGACUGCUGGCGAAACACUGUUGGUAACACGUCAGGAUGUCGGUGAGGGCUGGUGGGAAGGAACAAGUGCAUCUGGCCGCACAGGCUUGUUUCCAGCGGCAUAUGUUGAGGAAAUUAAAACCAUAAAAGAUGACAGAACAGAUGAAAGUAAACCACCACCAGCUUUACCGCCACCACCAUUACCGCCAUCAACAGAUCCAUGGGGAGUUGACGAUCAACAAAAUGAGUUUUAUUCACAAGUACCCGGCAGUCAAAAUCAGCAACAAAAUGCAUAUCCACAUCAACAGUCACCUGAUGAUUAUUAUGACGAUGAAUGGGAUGAUGAUUCUGAAUAUGGUGGUGGCAGUACUGUGGCUUCAUCUGCUGCUAUACCUCCAACUAUUCAGUAUCCAGCUAUAGGAACAAAGUCAACAUCGAUAAGAAAAACAACAGGCAAGACAGCUGCAACAACUGGUGGUAGCAGUUCUCGGUUUUCUAAGUUGGUAGGUGGUGGUGACGCAUCAUAUAUAAUGGGUGCCAUCCAGCCACCCAUCCACUUACCUGAAACGGAAAACAUUACAAUUGUUGUGCGUGGUGGUACUGGUGGUGGCCCUAUGGCAGUAGAUGUUGAAUGGUGUCGAGACCACGACGAUGAACCACAGGGAUACCAGUGUGUGGUGGCAUCUCCAAAGAAGGAAUCGAAACUGAAAGGCCUGAAAUCGUUUAUUGCAUACCAAAUAACUCCAACAUUUAACAAUAUUCAAGUAUCCAGGAGGUACAAACACUUUGACUGGUUACAUGAACGGCUGUUGGAAAAAUACUGCUGUCUAGUGCCAAUACCACCAUUACCAGAUAAACAAAUUUCAGGUCGAUACGAAGAACAAUUCAUUGAACGUCGUAAACAGCAAUUGCAGGCUUUUGUAGACGCAGUGUGCCGACAUCCCGUGCUAUCACGAGGUUGGGUAUGGCGGCAACACUUUAUCACGUGUACGGACGAGAAGCGUUGGAAGACUGGAAAACGGAAGGCUGAAUCACGAAACACAAGCGCUGAGACGCUCACUGGGGCCAAUGUAUUUUUUGUAAUUAGAGUAGUGUCUGCAGAUGGUAGUAGUGAUCCCCCUCCACCUAUCAACCCAGCUAUAUUAGACCGUGAAGUGGAUGGAUUUCAGAAAUUUGUGGCUGGACUAGAGGGAGCAUUAAAAAAUAUGGCACAAACUGUUGCCGAACAAUCAAAACGUAUGCAAACAUGUUAUAAACGUGAUGCUCAAAGGUUAGGCCAGUCAUUUUAUAUGCUAGGUCAUGCAUAUAGUGGCGCGUCAUCUUCAUCAAUUGGAGAUACUAGUGGUAAUGGAAAUGUGAUAAGUCUAACUACCCGACAGCUGAUGACAGCACUGAAGAAAACUGGUGAUGUGUACAAUGAAAUGGGUGGACGGCUGAUGGACGAGCUACCCGUUGUAGGAUGGGACUCAUUUGCUGACAUGUUACAUGUGUACCGUGGUGUUGCAGGUGCGUUCCCUGAUAUACUGGCCGUGCACAAGAGUGCAGUGCAGAAACGUAAAGAAUGUGAAAGACAGUACUCAGAAGGUUUACCAAUUGGCAGCAGUGGAAGUGAUGGAACUGGAGGAUCUAGUGGUGGAGCAUCGUCGUCUGGCUCUGGCGGUAGUGGGGCUGUAGCAGUAGCAGACCCAGAACAACAGCGGCGGCUGCUGCGUGAGAUGCAACGUCGUACUGACGUAGUGUCGUAUGCUCUGUUAGCAGAGAUUAAUCAAUUUCAUCGAGAUCAUGUACUUGGCCAAAUGGCUGGCCAUGUUCGUCAGCUUUUACGCAACCAGAUAGAAUAUUACAGAAAAAUUGCUGACAGUUUAGAAAACGUGUUACACAUGUACCCUGAUAAUGGUGAUGAAGACUCUAUAGGAGUUGGAGUAGACCAUCAUUAUGAGCAACAACACUACAACCAAGGAAUAAUCGAUGAUACUUAUCAACAUCAAUAUUAUUCAAAUCAGUAGUAGUUUAGUGGAAUGGGUAAUAUAAAACAUGGUAAAUAACUAGAAUGCAAUUGGUUUUAAAACUGCUUAAUGCUUAUACAUGCUUAACACAUGUAACACCUACCCAUAUUAUAAUAUUAGGGAUCGUAUGAUUAUUUUUUAAAUUAUCUUAGACUGUCAAUAACGCACCAAUACCAUCUAAACAAAAAACUAUUGUCAUUCUUAUCAAACAUAUUGAUAAUAUUUUUUGGGGACUUCACACAAUAACCCCUACUAGUAAUUUUACCGUUAUCCCUAAAUGAAACAUUUUAGUUUGUUAAUUGUUUUUGAUAAUACUUGAUUAUUAUUUUCGUUGUUAUUCCAUCAGUGAUUUUUUUUUCUUCAAUUUAUUACAGUGUAUUAAUUAUAUUACUAUGAUUAUUACAAUACUACUAUGCUUAUGCCCAUUGUUUUUAUAAAUGUUACUAGACGUGGGAUUUAUAUUCUUUUCAGUGUGUAAAAUAUUGUUUUUAAAUUUAUGUUACUGUAAAAGUUGCUAAUUUAACAUACUCAAUUAUCAUAAUAAUGAUUCAAAUUAUAUGUAUUAAAAUACAUAUUGAAUAUGUUGAUAAUUAGAUAAUGCAAAAAUUGACAAAUCAUGGCCAAUUUAGAAGUUUCCUAUAGUUUUUAAAAUAUUAGUGAAAUGCAAUGAUAUUUACAUUAAACACUUUGUGAAACUCGAUUUAGUCAGCUAUUAUUAAAAACAAAACCCCUUUUGAAGAUCUGAAAUGUCGUCCAAUAUUUUUAUAUUGAAUUCUAAUAAUCAAGAUUUGUUGAAAUAUCCAAAUUUUGUUUAACCCAUUAGCGCCCAGUGUUAAUAUAUGGCAACGUUUAUAGGCUCUAUUUUAAAAAAAAAAAUUUAUUUUAAUAUGAGUGUAUUUAUAGAAGUUCUCAACAAAAAUUUAUUGAAAAUUUAAAAAAAAAUAAUUUGGGCGCUAAUAGGUUAAAAGCAAUGACUAAAAAAAUGUGUAUUUUUUUAACACUAGAAUUUUAAUGUAAAUUAUAUGUUAACAUUUACCAUAAUUGAUAAAAUCUAACAAGUGAUAAUUUCGACUUUAACCUUAAUAUUAUUGGGACCAAUUUUUUUAUACAUAAUAAGUUAUAAUUGUAUGCAUUUUUCCAAUUUAAAUCAUGGUAUUUGUUUUAUUUACAUAUUUAUUUAUAGUAUAAUUCCUAGGGAUAUAUGUAUAUUUAUUUUAUUUUUAUUACAUAAUAUUAUAUAUGUAUGUAUACAUCUAUGUAUUUUAUUUUUAUUUACUUUACAUGUGCCAUUGAUUGGGUGUUAAUUAUUAUGUAACUUUGUAACUUAAAAGGGUCUAUUAAAUGCAUGUUAACUAAAUUUAUCUAUAAUAUGUGGUAUGAGUAUGUAUUAAAUAAUUUACUUAAAAUAAAUAUGUAUCCUGUGGCUAGUCUGAUAUAUAAUAUAAUAUGUCAUUAUUAUAAGUUAUUACCAUUUUUUCUGUUUGUUAACAACACCAAUAUUAGAUUAUUAUCUUACCAACACUAAUUUUGGGUGCAGUGUAUGUAUAUUACAUGAAUAUAUUCAGAUAUGUUACACCUUUUUUUUUAGCUUAUAUUUAUAGAUUGUAUUACAUUUAUAAUAGAUACCAAAAUACAAUUAGCUGAUAAUUCUAUUUUUUAUACUUCAUACAUGUAUUUAAUAAUAAUUAUUAAUUAAUAUAUAUUAUAAUAACUAUACCUAUAAUGCAUAUUAAAUAUAUUUGUAUACUUUUAUGAAAUUAAAUCUUAACAGUACAAUUUUGUUCAAUCAUUCAUCAUUACUAAGACAAUAAUGGCUAUGUGAUUCUUAUUUCUGGCUAUACUGAUAGUACAAUAACUGAGAUUUUAUCAUAUUAAAAACAAGAUGUCAAUGUAAGUUUUAGUUUGAGAUAAGUUUUCUAGUUUGUAAAUUUGUAACGGUAAAUCAAAGCUGUAUUUUUGUAA